UUUAUAUCUUUACUAUAAAUAUUUUAAUCAAAUAUAUUUUCCUUUAGAAAAGGAAGCAUGGAGAAUGCAGAAGACGUACUUAAUACCCACAAAAUAAUUGUGUUUGAGUUGCUAUCAAAUCUCACAAAUAAAUUCAUUAAAUUCAAUCAUCUGCGGAUGGAAUACUCGAUAAAACUGUGUGAUCUAAAGAAUAAAACGCGUAUGCUGAUGUCUCAGUUUUCUGCGUCUCAAGAUAAUCCAAUCAGUAACUUGGAGAUUGAAAUUCUUUCGAGAGUGACAGAAGAUAUUAAACGUCAGCACAUUAAAUUAAAUGGAUUUUAUUCAUUAAAUAUAAAGAAAGUUAUACACAGUGCCAAAAAAUCAGUAUUAGAAUUAAUCGUGGAAAAAAAGAAAUUGAUAAAAAUUUUUAAUGAAAUUAUCUUCCAUUUAAAACGUAAUAUUCUCCCUGACAGAAGACUCGAUCCAUUUCAAUUUUAUGUGAGACCUAUAGUUGAAACACAGGUAUGCUUUUUCAUUAGUAUAAGAAAAAUGCACAAAACUGAAGAAAAACUCAAGCCGUUUUUUAAAAUUUUAAACAUGAAUGGAAUGAGGUUCAUUUCUCCAAAAGGAUGUUUACCACUUUGGUUGUAUUCAAAUCGUGGCAUCGAGAACAUGGACGAUUUUAUUGACUCUAGCUAUGAGGCAACAUGUAAUUUUAGUGACUCAUUUGAUUUCAAAGAUGGAGAUAGUACUAGAGACAAUAUCAGUGAUAAUAUGGAUGAUUAAAAUUACCAAAAAAAAUAGUUUUACAUUUGAUUGCAUUUUUUGGUCGUCAAUCUCAACAAUAUCUCAACAAAUCUUAAAUCUGAACAAUAUUUAAAUAAAACUUAUAUCUGAUAUCAUUA
Molecule: messenger RNA, 884 nt
Organism: Teleopsis dalmanni
Lineage: Eukaryota; Metazoa; Arthropoda; Insecta; Diptera; Diopsidae
Exons: 2
Coding region: 58-765 (235 amino acids)
Source: RefSeq, a predicted model, not a curated record